AUGGACCUGGCCUCAAUAGUACCCUCACAAAUGCAUUUAACUCGGCCGAUACCCGAAAUCACGCUGCAGCUGGCUCCGGAUUUAGUGCGUUCGGCAGUCUCCGGAUUCACACAUGCUUCCUCUGCACCGAAUCCUGGUGAGGCCAGUGUUAUGUGUGAAGAAGCCGGUUCAACCCCGACUGGUUUUCGCCGCCGACUACUGCCACCUGAACCCAAACCAAACCGCUACUCCUGCCCUUCAGAAAUUGGUCGCAAUAGUCAGGUAUUUAAUUACAGUUCCAUCCAAAAUGGUGAAAUAUUUGGGUUUAAAUAA
Molecule: messenger RNA, 312 nt
Organism: Protopolystoma xenopodis
Lineage: Eukaryota; Metazoa; Platyhelminthes; Monogenea; Polystomatidea; Polystomatidae
Source: the annotation of a GenBank genome assembly